Messenger RNA from Protopolystoma xenopodis, 720 nucleotides. The record is from the annotation of a GenBank genome assembly. NCBI's taxonomy places the organism in Eukaryota, Metazoa, Platyhelminthes, Monogenea, Polystomatidea, Polystomatidae.
AUCGUUGACCUUACAUACAGCAUAUCCAAAAACUAUAUUUAUCUUACACUUUUAACCCACUCCUCACUGUUUCAGUCUAAAAAUUGGCCGAACGGGUUCGUCCGUCGCUCUGGUAUAGGCACCACUCAGAAUUUUAGCCUCGGAUUCAAAUCACCCACAGUUCCCAGUGCUCUCUUUACUCGACUAGCCAACAGGAACUUAGCAAGUAGCAAAUCGCAGCAGCGCCAGGUUCCGCUGACUUCGGGAAUAACGAAGGCUAAUUUCGAUGGGCUCCCAGAAUCACCAAUCAGAACAAAGCAGCAGUCUGAAACCAUUAGUUGGCUCUCACGCUUGAAAUCUGAGAACUGGCUGCCUUUUCGGACCCAUUCGUCUUUGCGUCGGUGCAAGCGGCGUUCCUCGAUGAAUGUGCUUUUCUAUCUCUCCAAUUCGGGACCGUCUGGCUCGUUUUCAGGUACGUCUGCAGGUCCUAUCGCCCCCAAUACUGCCCAUGGAAUCGGCGCUGAUGGUGUGUUCGGCCGACACCAAAAUUCAUUACGGCGGCUCGUGAGAGCAGCCACCCAGAUCCGAUUGAAUGAUGGACUAGAGAAGCGUGACUCCGAACUGGACGCAUCAACGGUGGAUCAGGACGCAUUCAGCAUAUCAGAUGGGCUAACAAUGAGUAUGUACUUUAGCCUCCCUUUGUCUCCAUAUUCACCUUUUGAAUUGGCGGGUGGAAGAUAA